Molecule: messenger RNA, 1368 nt
Organism: Macroventuria anomochaeta
Lineage: Eukaryota; Fungi; Ascomycota; Dothideomycetes; Pleosporales; Didymellaceae
Exons: 4
Coding region: 346-1227 (293 amino acids)
Source: RefSeq, a predicted model, not a curated record
AUCAGUCCUUGCCGAACUUCGGCUUCUCGAGCCUGGGCGCGAUAACCAUGCUACGCCAAAUGCAGGUAUCAAUAUUGUUUGACCACCGGUGAGCUAAGAUGGGCACACCAUUCCGCCAAACACUGUCCUACAUAUGCAUGCAGCCCUUUCAGGCGCGACAAAUAUGAAGAUCUUGGUCUUGGAGGAGCUGCAUGUCGUGAUGAGUCUUGCAGACUUUCUAUCAAAUCGAAUUGCAACAUGUUAGAGAUAAGAGUUCUGACACUUUGAGGUACACUUACGAGAUCAAGGCAUAUAAAAAGUGCAACACACAACGUCGGCCAACAAAAGUUGUAAGCCGUCUUCAUUAUGACUACCAACUCAGAGGGCCAUCCAAGUACGACACAGAACCCCGACACUGCUCUUCAGGCUUUGCCUGCUCCUUUGAGUUCGCCUAGGGUCUCCAUAGUAGAUCACUACAAUAUCCCAGAAGAUCAGGAGGAGAGUCUUACUACACUGCAACCCACAGCUGUCACUUCACCAGGAGCUCCUCCUACCACAGUUCCAAACGGACACAACCACCAAGGAGAUGUAAUUACUCAGAUAGACGACCCUCUUCACAUCCCUGCUGCUGGUGGAGGUUUGACAGAUACACCUCCCGUGUCUUAUGCCGAACAAAGUGGGUUUCCGCCUGCCGAGCCCAGGCAGUACAAUAUUUUCAGGCGUAGUAUUGCGUGGUUCAAGUCUCACCUCGACCCUGAACUCGUAACGGAGAUCAGAAUGCGUGCUUGUAUUGCAUCUUAUCACCAUAACGAGAAACCUUUGUUCGAUGAGGAAAUGACUUCAAUCUGCUGCAAUGACGCUAUCGUCACAUUGCAAAGUGGAAGGGAGUUGGCAAGCUUUGGCAUAUGGGUCAAGCACGGGGUGGCGAAGAUACUGUUUCGUGGGGAUCAAUUGCUUAAGAGACUGUGCAAACUUGAAAGCCUACCCCUCCUCCGUUGGCUUCGAACAGCGGACUUACAAGCAAUGCUGAGGAAUUCAGACAUCAGCUUGUAUUCAUCAUCACGCAUCGACAAGAUUGUCAGCAUUCUCGUCCCGAUCAUCUUCUUUUGGCUACUCAUUCUUCCGCUCAUAGCUAUCUACCGCCUGAACCACCCACAUACCAGCAGCUCAACCGUCAAAUCGAUCGGUGUCCUUGCCGCCUUCGCAGUCAUCUUCUCUGGUACUUUGUCCGUCGUUACGAUGACUUAAGACACGAGUUUUUCGUGGCACCAGCCGGUUACUGUGCGAUUCUACUUGUGUUCAUCAGUGGGUCAGGAGACGAGAACAACUAGAGUAGAUUACAUCGAUGUGCGGAAGACAAGAGGUCGUUCAAUACUAGUCAUGUUUCCG